AUGCAGUUAACGUGGCAACAACCCCAGAAUUACCGCAACCGUCCGGUUGUCAUUCUCGGUGCAGGCGUCCUUGGGCGUCGGAUAGGUUGUAUCUGGGCCUCAGCCGGCUACGAAGUCCGCAUCCGCGACCCAAGCGAACAACAACGCGCCGACGGCCUAGCCUACAUCCAAGAGAACGUCGAUGAAUACGCACAGAAAACAGGCCAAAAGCCCGGCAAAUACUCCACACACCAAGACAUGAAAGAAGCCGUCGCCAACGCCUGGCUCGUCAUCGAAGCUGUCCCCGAGAAGCUCGAUCUGAAGAUCGCCACAUUCGCCGAGCUGGAAGCCCUCGCGCCAGAAGAUUGUAUUCUCGCGUCCAAUUCGUCCUCGUACAAGUCGUCUGAGAUGAUCGAGAAAGUCUCCGACGCGACCAAGGCCCGGAUCCUCAAUAUGCAUUAUUAUAUGCCCCCCGGCUGCAUGAUUGUCGAGCUUAUGACAAAUGGAUUCACAGAUGAGGGUGUUUUCCCGUUUAUGGUUGAGAGGUCGAAGGAGGCUGCGACGCUGCCUUAUGUUGCCAGGAAACAGUCGACUGGGUUUAUCUUCAAUAGGCUGUGGGCUGCUGUUAAGCGGGAGGUUCUGACCAUCUUGGCAGAGGGCGUUUCCGUCCCUGAGGAGAUUGACUCCAUGUGGACGGAGAUGUUUAUUAAGCCACGGAGUAUGCCGUGCAAGACUAUGGACCAGGUUGGAUUGGAUACUGUUGCCUUUAUCGAAGGUCAUUAUAUUGAGGAGCGCGGACUCUCGCCAGAGAAGACCGUUGACUUCCUGAAACGGAACUAUCUCGACGACGGUAGACUGGGUAAUAAGUCUGCCAAGGGUGGUCUCUACCCUCCCGUGAAAGAAGAGAAAGCUACCGUCAACAACGAGUCGACACUGCCCGAAUUAUUGGUGUUGGACAUCGGACUCUCCGCCGCCAACCCUACCACCACAUCGGGCGAGAUACUGAAACUGUCAUCAGAUGGAAAGAUCCAAAAGGUUCUUGCGCCAAACCAGUCCCUGCCAGAUGGUAUUGUCGUGGACACCACCAUUGGUCGGAUGUUCUGGACUUGCAUGGGGGUGCCCGGAAAGGACGAUGGCGCAGUAUAUUCGGCCAACCUUGACGGCAGUGGUAUCCAGACUGUAGUCCCUCGAGGCAGAGUCAACACACCAAAACAAUUGACGAUCGAUGCCGAGGCGCAGAAGGUCUACUUCUGUGACCGUGAGGGAUGCCGUGUCUGGCGCUGUGGGUAUGAUGGCUCCGAUCUCGAGGCUGUGAUCGACAGAAGCACCUCCAAAGAUGCGUACGACAGUGCAAUUUCCCACUGGUGCGUUGGUAUCACUGUAGCCCCCAGCUUGGGCAAGUUCUACUGGACGCAGAAAGGCCCUUCGAAGGGCGGCAAGGGUCGCAUCUUCUGUGCCAACAUCACCACCCCGGAGGGACAAACGGGAGCCUCCAGGGACGAUAUUCAGCUGGUGCUCGGUGACCUUCCGGAGCCGAUUGACCUUGAGCUGGACGAGCAGUCUCAAACGCUCUACUGGACGGACCGCGGUGAGGUCCCGCUUGGUAACGCGCUGUUCAGGGCACAGCUGGAUGGGUCUGGUCUCCCGGUAUCGAUCAAACCGGGUCAGAAGUACGAGGUGUUGACAAAGCAUUUGAAGGAAGCGAUUGGCCUGAAGCUGGACCUCAGUAACGGUCACAUCUACCUUACCGACCUCGGAGGCAACAUUUACCGCUGUGACUUGGAUGGAAGUCAUAAGGAGAAGAUCUAUUCCGACGACUAUCGGGCGUUUACUGGAAUUGCCCUUCUGUAA
Molecule: messenger RNA, 1830 nt
Organism: Aspergillus pseudonomiae
Lineage: Eukaryota; Fungi; Ascomycota; Eurotiomycetes; Eurotiales; Aspergillaceae
Exons: 3
Coding region: 1-1830 (609 amino acids)
Biological process (GO): fatty acid metabolic process
Molecular function (GO): oxidoreductase activity, acting on the CH-OH group of donors, NAD or NADP as acceptor; NAD+ binding
Source: RefSeq, a predicted model, not a curated record